AUGGACGAAUACCACUUUCCCGACUCCCGCCUCAAGAAGAAGAUGGACAAUCCCGAAAAGACACCUCUUCUGCUCGUUGCUUGCGGCUCUUUCUCGCCCAUUACCUUCCUACAUUUGCGCAUGUUCGUCAUGGCUGCCGACUACGUCAAGCACAAUACCGACUACGAGAUGAUCGGCGGGUACCUGUCUCCCGUGUCUGACGCAUACAAGAAGCAAGGCCUCGCCCCAGCGGAACAUAGAGUUGCAAUGUGCCAACUUGCAAUUGAUAAGGCUUCCAGCUGGCUCAUGGUCGACCCAUGGGAAGCAGAAAAGAAGGAAUACCAGCCAACUGCAAAGGUGUUGGAUCAUUUCGACCAUGAAAUUAAUGUCGUCCGAAAGGGCAUUGACACGGGAAAUGGUACUCGGAAACCAGUCAAGAUAUCUCUGCUCGCCGGGGCCGACCUGAUCCAGACCAUGUCAACCCCGGGCGUCUGGAGCGAGAAAGAUUUGGAUCACAUUCUCGGAAGAUACGGCACUUUUAUCAUCGAAAGAUCUGGCACCGAUAUUGACGAGGCGCUGGCAAGUUUACACAACUAUCGCGACAAUAUCCACGUUAUCCAGCAACUUAUCCAGAAUGACGUCAGCAGCACGAAGAUCAGACUAUUCCUGAGGCGAGGAAUGAGCGUACAAUAUCUCAUUCCAGCACCUGUCGUCGAGUAUAUUGAGCAAAAUCAUCUAUAUAGAGACGACGCUCGUUCGUCGAGCACCACUUCUAUCCAGCAGCCAGACAACGACAAAGGAAAGUCUAAGGAAGUCCCGACUGCCAGCUGA
Messenger RNA from Fonsecaea erecta, 810 nucleotides. RefSeq names its product nicotinate (nicotinamide) nucleotide adenylyltransferase. The transcript is spliced from 2 exons. Gene Ontology annotation, molecular function: nicotinate-nucleotide adenylyltransferase activity; nicotinamide-nucleotide adenylyltransferase activity. Lineage: Eukaryota; Fungi; Ascomycota; Eurotiomycetes; Chaetothyriales; Herpotrichiellaceae. The record is from RefSeq and is a predicted model, not a curated record. Bases 1 to 810 code for a protein of 269 amino acids. Gene Ontology annotation, biological process: NAD+ biosynthetic process.